Messenger RNA from Haemonchus placei, 298 nucleotides. NCBI's taxonomy places the organism in Eukaryota, Metazoa, Nematoda, Chromadorea, Rhabditida, Trichostrongylidae. The record is from the annotation of a GenBank genome assembly.
AUGGGGUCGAACUCCACUAGACGAUGCUCGUGCUUUCCACCAUGAAGACUGUGUUCGCUUCCUGCUGAAACAUCAUGCUCGUGGACAUAAGAUCAGUAUACCCACGGACGUUCCAGCAAGUGAAAACGGUGCCGAAAUGAACAGUCAAGCGGACGAAUCAUCAGGCGAAGAUGAACUGACUAGUAGCACCGGUAUGAUGCUCAUUAACGAUGAUGAUAUGAAAGAAAAAGGUUGGUCAGGUCAUUUUUUCGGCUUCACCGGGCUCCCUAUUCUCCUAGAAUAUCCUCAUUUGAUAUGA